Messenger RNA from Andrographis paniculata, 1377 nucleotides. RefSeq lists its product as uncharacterized. The record is from RefSeq and is a predicted model, not a curated record. NCBI's taxonomy places the organism in Eukaryota, Viridiplantae, Streptophyta, Magnoliopsida, Lamiales, Acanthaceae. The coding region runs from base 1 to 1377 and encodes 458 amino acids. The transcript has 2 exons.
AUGGUGAGAGAACAUGGUGAAAGUAGUGGUAUGGAAAGAACGUCUGAGCAGACAACACCGAUUGCUGGUGUUGAUCGGGAGGUUGUUAUAGCUCGGCUGACAGACUUAGUUGAACGCCAAGCGCAACAGAUUCAACAUCUUAUUAAAAAAAGAAAUGCGGACAACCAACGUACUGAUGUAAAUCAACCACAACCACGAACAGAGCCUGUUGAGUUGGUGUCCGAGCGAUUCCGUAAACUGAAUCCACCAAUCUUUGAAGAUACUACCGAUCCUUUGGUUGCUGAAGACUGGUUGAGAACUUUAAACAAUAUGUUCCAAUAUAGCAGAAUUCCAGAUACAGAGAAGGUUUUGUGUGUUUCCUUCAUGUUAUGUGGUAGUGCGGGACACUGGUGGGACACAGUCAAAAAUAUCGAAGAUGUUGCUGUAAUGACCUGGGAGAGGUUCAAGGAAAUUUUCAGAAAUAAAUACUUCACUGCUCCAAUCAGAAUCAUGAAGAUGAAUGAAUUCAUACAGUUGAAACAGGGAACCAUGACUGUUACAGACUACCUUGUAAAUUUGAGCAGUUAUCUAGGCUUGAGGCCUGACCUUUAUAGAGAUGUGAGUAUGGAGGAAACUCAAGGAAUGAGUUAUGCACGAGUUGCAGAGAGAGCACAAACUGCUGAACAAGCUGAGAUACGAAUAAAACAUGCACAAGAGAUGAGACGUCAUUUUCAGCAGCGGCAAGCACCACAGUGGGGUGGAAAUAAUAGAAAAAGGGCAUGGCAACCUCAAUCAUCACGACCAUUCCAACCACGACAAGGACAGAGACCUGAACAAGGAGGACUAGAUAAAUGUCCCAGGGUGGAGCAAAGAGGAGUACCACUACCGCCACCAUCACCACCACGACCUCUGUGUCGAAAUUGUGGUAAAUCACAUUUUGGGAUUUGUCGUGAUGAACCGAAAACUUGUUCUUCUUUCGGACAAAGGGGACAUAUGACUAGUAUGUGUCCGAGAGCACAAAAGGACCAAGGGAGAGUACCAGCGCGAGUUUUUACGAUGACAAAGAAAGAUGCAGAAGAAAAUCCAGUUGUCACCGGUAAGCUUUCUAUCUUCGGUACUUUGACUUAUGUGUUAUUUGAUUUUGGGGCUACACAUUCUUUUGCAUCCAUUGAGUAUGUGAGAAAACUGGGUAGAGCACCUAACUUAACUGAGGCUAAAUUCGAUGUGAUGAUUCCUUCUGGUGAUACAAAACAAACGAAUCAGAUCCUGCGAGGAUGUGUUAUUCCUAUAGAAGGUAGAGAAUUAUAUGCUGAUUUGAUCGUUCUGGACAUAAAUGAUUAUGAUGUGAUAUUGGGUAUGGAUUGGUUAUCGAAAUAUGGUGCUACAAUCAACUGUUAG